CAGACGUGAAACUUAUUAGCGGCCUUGUCUGUCUCUCUCAAACAUUUCAAAUUCUCUGUGAAAAAGUAUUUUCGUGCUUUUUGAAUCAGUCGUUCUUAAUUCGAGCUGUGUUACUGACGCGAAAAUAAGAAAAUACAAAAAAAAAUUGAUAGAAGUGAAAUUUUAAAAAUAUUUUUUUUUGUUUAUAAAAAAAGUGAUAAGAAUUCGUGUGAAGAAAUGGACUUAAAAUUUGAAGAUUUAAGUUAUUUCGUGAAUUGUGGAAUUUUUCGAAGAGAUAAAAAACAAAUUAUUAAGAGCAUCAGCGGCGAGUUUAAAGCAUGCGAACUUACAGCAGUGAUGGGUCCAAGUGGGAGUGGGAAAACGACUUUACUUAACAUCCUCAGUGGCUUUAAUACAGAUGAAUUUAGUGGACCAAUCACAGUGAAUAGAGAACCGCGAGAUUUACGAGAAUUCACCAAACAUUCAGCUUAUAUAAUGCAGGAAGAAAAUUUAUUCCCACUUUUAUCAGUACGCGAAUCAAUGUCAUUUGCUGUAAAAUUUAAGACUGGAAUUAAAUUGACAAAAAAAGAACAAGAAGCAAAAGUUGAAAGUACGCUGCGAAUGCUAAAAUUAGAAAAUACAGACACAUUCAUACAGUCUUUAAGUGGUGGUCAGCGAAAGCGAAUCUCUAUAGCCAUUGAGCUCCUCAACGAUCCACAAAUCAUUUUUCUUGAUGAAUGUACCACCGGACUUGAUUCAUUUGCAGCAUCUCAAUGCCUAGGGCUUUUGAAAGAAAUAGCAAGAACUGGUCGAACUGUGAUAUGCACAAUCCAUCAACCAUCUGCAAGACAAUUUGAAAUGUUUGAUCAGCUAUAUGUGAUUGCAGAGGGAAGCUGCAUUUUCAAUGGACCUGUGAGCUGUUUGGUCCCAUUUCUCAAAGAAUGUGAGAUUCCAUGUCCAAGUUCAUACAAUCCUGCAGAUUAUGUAAUUGAAGUAGCAAGCAAUGACUAUGGUCCACACAACAAUAGACUUCGGAAACAGAUUGAAAAUGGGAAAAUUAAUUUUGAGAAAAAUUGGAUAGAGAUGAAGAAUAAUAACUUAAAUAAUAAUGAUAGUAACAAUAAUCUCAAUAAUAAUAAUUAUAUUUGCCACCAACAUUGGAACCCAAAUAGUAUCGAUGACUCAAAAUACUCAUCCUCAUUCCUGCGUCAACUGAAAUUACUUUUAUUAAGGAACUUCCUCUUCAUGUAUCGUGACAAAACUUAUAUGCAGCUUCGAUUAGGAAUGUCAAUAUUUUUAUCAUUACUCAUUGGUGGAUUAUACUUUCAAAUUGGAUAUGAUGCAUCAAAUAUGAUCAGUAGUUUUCAAUUUGUCAUGUGCAGCGUGUAUAUUCAAACUUAUACAGCAUAUUUCUCAAUGAUGGUGAGAUUUCCUCUUGAUUAUGCAAUAGUAAAACGUGAGCAUUUCAAUCGUCACUACUCGAGUAUGGCGUAUUAUUUAGCAUUUAACUUAGCAGACAGUCCAUUAUUAAUCGUCUGUUCAUUAUCAUCAAAUAUUCUUGCUUACGCAAUGGCUGGAAUGCCUCUGGAAUUUUAUAGAGUUUCUUUAGUUGCUGUAAUUGGAGUGCUGACAUCGUUUUCGGCUCAAAUAUUUGGAAUUUUUUGUGGAUCGAUGUCAAAUGUUGUGAUAACAGUAGUAAUAGCGAUACCCAUAAUGAUAUGGCAUGUAACAUUCUGUGGCGGCUUUGUGUUCCAAAAAGAUGCUUCACCUCUUCUGCAGUGGAAUUAUGAAAUUGAUUUUCUAAAACACGCAGCAGAUGGUGUGGCUACUGCCGUUUUUGGUUGGGAUCGUGAGAAGCUUCCGUGUAGUAAAAUGUAUUGUCAUUUUCAAAGACCCGCAGAUCUGCUUAAAAAUCUCCAGAUAAGUCAAAAUGUUUAUAAAAUAUUUAUCUCAGUAUCAAUCAUUCUUGGUGCUUUACACUUAGUUACGUAUUUUAAUAUGAAAUAUAGAUUAAAGAAAUGAAGAAUUGUAAAAUUAUUUAUUUUAAAUUAAAUAAAAAAAUAGGGAUCUGAUUUUU
Molecule: messenger RNA, 2056 nt
Organism: Chironomus riparius
Lineage: Eukaryota; Metazoa; Arthropoda; Insecta; Diptera; Chironomidae
Source: the annotation of a GenBank genome assembly